AUGAAACCAAUUAAAAAUGAAAAUAUAUAUAAUGAUACUCAAAAAAAGGCAAUUAAUUUUUUUACUCUGUCUUUAUUUUGUAAUUUUAUAAAAAUAAUUUUGUUGUUAUUUGAUGGAUUGAUAGCUUUUCUUUCAAUUAUAUUAUGUAUAUUGUUUAUGUUUUUUGGAUAUUUUGGAAUAGUUUCAGGUAACCCUUCUUAUACAGAAAUAUACAUAGCAAUAGUUCACGUUGACAUUAUGCUAAACUUUUUAAUCGCCUUUAUUCCUUUUUACAAUUUACUUACAAUAUACGAAUUACACAUAAAAAAAAUAUCAGACAUUCAAAGCAACGAUUUAUUUUUUUAUAUUGUUUCAAUAGUAUUAAUUAUAUAUUCCUGUGGGUCUACAAUGUUAAACAGUUUAUCAAUUUAUUAUUCUAAAAAAUUAAUAAAGCCAAUUUUAAUGUAUAAAGAAAGUAAUACCAAAAUUAUAAAUAAUUUUUCUCAAGAUAAUGUAGCUAUAGACAAACAAGAAAAAAAAAAAAAAAAAAAAAAAAAAAAAAAUUAA
This is a messenger RNA of Plasmodium yoelii, 546 nucleotides long. RefSeq names its product conserved Plasmodium protein, unknown function. Bases 1 to 546 code for a protein of 181 amino acids. The transcript has a single exon. Lineage: Eukaryota; Apicomplexa; Aconoidasida; Haemosporida; Plasmodiidae. The record is from RefSeq and is a predicted model, not a curated record.